AUGAAGCUCUCUCUUGUUGCUCUUUCCUCGGUCCUCGCCCUGGUCGCUGCCCAGGAGUCGUCCAGCACCACUUCUAGCCCCCCUGCCACCACCAGCUUGUCUGCUGCUCAGCAAUGCGUUCUCGAUUGCCCCGACGACGACAUUUGCUGCAAGGCCGAAUGUGUUGGGGUUCCUUGCCCCAGCGACGAGCAGGCUAACGACACCAACGACUGUGUUGCCGAGUGCGACCAGGGUGAUGGCUCUGAGGCUGACAUUGCGGCCUAUGCUCAGUGCCAGGCCCGCUGCUACACCACUCACUUCUUCCCUGCCACCGCCACCGGUGGUGCAGGCGCCUCCAGCACCAGCAGUGGCUCCUCCGCUACCACGACCGGCAGCUCGUCUGACAACUCUGAUGACUCCAACGACUCCAACUCGGAUGACUCUAACUCUGACUCCGAGUCUUCUUCCUCUUCCGAUUCCGAGUCUCCCAGCUCGACCUCCGACGCUGAAGACCCAGAGGACACCAACGCUGCCUCCCUCGCUCAGAUCAAACUCGGCGCCUCUGCCGCUGGUCUGGCCGGCUUCCUUCUGGUUGCCUGGGCUCUGUAAGCGGUGGAAACCAGUGAAUGAAGGCGCGCUCGUGAUGUGAAUCUUCGGGCGCGUCCGUACGAGGGUCA
Aspergillus calidoustus is the source of this 656-nucleotide messenger RNA. The record is from the annotation of a GenBank genome assembly. NCBI's taxonomy places the organism in Eukaryota, Fungi, Ascomycota, Eurotiomycetes, Eurotiales, Aspergillaceae.